CCAGAAGGCUUUUCAGCCACUCAACUGUUAGUGUGUGUGUAUGAGCUCAGGGGAGGUUGGUUUGCGUGUGGAAUCAGUGUAGUAUCGGUUAUCUUGUAAUCAGCUAAAUUGGUUCUCCGUCUUUGUACUUUUUUGAGUACGUCCAAUUACAGUCCCUCCUGGAACUAAAGGAUACUGCGGUAUCUGGAUGUUGCGGUGCAGACAGCUUCCCUUCCACCCUGAAAUCUGGCCAAUGGUAGACCAGAUGCAGCUGUGAGGACAAGACUGUGAGGGUGUAGGAUGCAGUCAUCAGCCCACCGUCUACGGGACAUGGAGCAGCACCACCCGCUGCUGGUGGCGCCCAGCGAUGAGGAGGCGGGGGCCGUGGCGGGGGUGGGGCUGGCCCCCCCAGGGGCGGAGGCAGCAGAGCAGGUGUGGUUCAUCCAGGACAGCUGUGGCAUUGUGUGUGCCUUCAUGACCUGGUUCAUGGUGCUCUACGCCAACUUUGUGGUCAACUUCGUCAUGCUGCUACCUGGAAAGAGCUUCUGGUACUCGCUGCUCAAUGGAGCAGCCUUCAACUCGCUGGCCGUGCUGGCAUUGAGCUCGCACCUGCGCGCCAUGCUGACUGACCCGGGUGCUGUUCCCAAAGGCAACGCCACCAAGGAGUACAUGGACAGCCUGCAGCUGAAGCCAGGGGAGGUCAUCUACAAAUGCCCCAAGUGCUGUAGCAUCAAGCCUGAGAGGGCUCAUCACUGCAGUAUUUGUAAGAGAUGCAUCUGCAAGAUGGACCACCACUGUCCCUGGGUGAACAACUGUGUAGGGGAGAAGAAUCAGAAGUUCUUUGUGCUGUUUACAAUGUACGUAGCCUUGAUCUCAGCCCACGCCUUGGGCCUCAGUGUCUUCCACUUCUUCACCUGUGUCCAGGUCCAGUGGAACGAGUGCAGCGACUUCUCUCCGUCCGUGUCGGUCAUGCUUAUGAUUUUCCUCUGUCUGGAAGCUGUCCUCUUCCUCCUCUUCACCAUUGUCAUGUUCGGGACCCAAAUCCACUCGAUCUGCAACGAUGAGACGGAGAUCGAGCGGCUGAAGAACGAGAAGCCCACCUGGGAGCGCCGUGUCCGCUGGGAGGGGAUGAGGACUGUGUUUGGAGGCCCCCCCUCCCUGCUGUGGUUCAACCCCUUCACGGGACUGCGUCUGCGUCGCCUUCUGAUGACACGUGCUCGCCGCGGUGGGGCAGAGUUCUCCGUCUGAGGGGCCAGAGGCCGGGUGCAGCUCACUGGUCAUCCCACUGUCCUGCUGGCAUCUCCAAGGGUUGAGAAGGAAGGAUUUUUGAGUGGGAUUCCCUCACACAGGGGCGAGAUGAGGCUGUCCUGUCAUGGUCCUCUGGAUUACCACUGCUCUCCUCCACAUACUGAUGUAGACAAACAAGUACCAUAUCUGUCUACAUGAGUAUGUCAGGAAUGUAGUUCUUCUGUUUGUGAUUAGGAGGUACUUUAAGAUUUUUAAUGAGCUGUGGUCGUGGAAUAUUAAAAAAAGGAUUGGGGGGGGGGCAUAGUAGGUAAUAAGCAGUAAUCAGUACUCAAAGGCGUUCAACACCUGAAGCCUUUCUCUGCACCAGUUGGAGAGAGGGACAUUGUGUACGUUUGUGAUGGUCCCCAUUAUAGAGGACCUGACCAUGGCCUGCUCUGCCCUACAGCCUGAGCCUUGAAGUGCACUAUAUAGUAUCCAAGUACAUUAUGGAUAACUCCUUUAGGAACUGGAGCCUGGCACAUCCCAGCUGGAUUUGCAGACAAUCAUGGAGCAUCUCAGCCUAUUAAGGAUGCUUGGAGCUGCAGUCUAUGGAGAAUCAUAUUUGAAACUGUACAGAAGUCCUAUAGACUGAUUCCAGAGAGAGGAAUCUGUUGCCUUUGGGAUUUUGGUUUUAUCCUUCGAUCUAGGGUUUUCCACUUUUUUUUUUCAUUUUUUUUUUUCAUUGUAAACAUUUUGUACUAACAGCUGCAGGAUAACUUGUUUCAUUGUGUGUCACAGACUUUUAUUAUCAAGGCUUCUCUUCAAUACCAUUUUAUGCUUAAGAAACACUGUUUACCCGUUCAGUAACUUACAACAAACAAAUGAACAAAGGAUUGUAUGGAAUUUAAAAAGUUCAAUUUCAUCGACAUGAAUGCCAUGUUUCUGGAGCAUCUUACCCAUUGAUUUUAAUUGUAGUUUUCAUAACACUUGUUUCUCCCCGAUCUGAGGCUGGUGACAACGAGGAUCAAAUUUUGCUCUGGUUUAGUUAACUCUCAACAAAGUAUCUUAAGAGUCUUUCAUUUUGACUAUUUAGAAUGUAUGGCAUUAUUUUUUUAUAUUUAUACUUUAGCACUAAGGGGUAGCAGGGAAAACACAGACUAUGCUGAGACAAUUUGAUCUCAACUGUGUAGUAUCUACUGAGAUCAGUGCAUUACAGAGAGAACAGUGCUGAAUGAUAUAUCUGUCAUAUGGACCCAAGGUAAACCUGAGCAGUUGGAGCUUUUAUUCCUAGAAGCUGAGGGUGCACAAUUGUAUGGAUUAUCAAUGAACGAGCUUCAGAAGAUUCCUGUUGGGUAUCGUCAACGUGUGACGGAGAAUUGUGAGCUUAUCCACACUAGUUUUAAAGUAUUUCAUUGUAGACCUGCCAUCUGUGGAUAUCCCAUGGCCAAGUAGGCUACACAUGCCAUCUUGGGUAAGUUAAACUUUGGAGCCAUGUUGCCAUAUAUACAGUAUGUUUCUUUACCCAGGGCAGAAGCUGAAGACGCAAUCAGACAUUAUGAUCAAGAAUUAUCAUUGAGCUUUACAACUGGGUCUCACGGGUGACUUUCAUCUAUAGGCUAAUCAUGAACAUGUAUGGAAUUAUGUAUUGUUUUAAAAUGUCUCAAAUUGUCUUUAUAAUGUGUUAUUUUGCAUAAUAAACUUGAUAAAUUCAGAAGAA
This is a messenger RNA of Osmerus eperlanus (European smelt), 2923 nucleotides long. It is a transcript of the gene zdhhc7, whose product is annotated as zinc finger DHHC-type palmitoyltransferase 7. The coding region runs from base 280 to 1227 and encodes 315 amino acids. NCBI's taxonomy places the organism in Eukaryota, Metazoa, Chordata, Actinopteri, Osmeriformes, Osmeridae. Gene Ontology annotation, molecular function: palmitoyltransferase activity. The transcript has 8 exons. The record is from RefSeq and is a predicted model, not a curated record.